AUGAGACUUUCCCUGGUUUACGGUCUGGUGGUUGCGACAUCCCUUUUUCUGGGUGGUGCAGCGAAACCAAUCCCAUUCGACAAGUCGGGACCAGACGACGUCCAUCAAUACCUUAAUGGCACUUUGCUCAAGCGCUUCCCUUCGCUUCAGCCUCGUCUUUUUGGUCGGCAUCUCACUAGGGCAGAUCUCGUCGGCGAGGACCACCUGAAACCCUUCCACACGCACCCGAAUCAAAUCGACUUUAGAGAUGUUGAGCAGACCCCCGGAACACAGAACUGUGCUCCACUGGCAGUGAUGGCUUCCUUGGCAAGAAAUCCAAGACGACACAGCCAGAUCACCAACUUGUUUAGGCUCGAAUCUACACCGGAUGGCUACGAGGUGACGAUUUCAUUCCCUCCCAGAUGUGGCACGGAAACCGAAACUGUAUUCAGACUUUCGGUGGACGACGUCCUCAAUACCCCACAUCUGCCAAUGGUCGCACCUGCUCGAAGUAACGGCCAGCCUGUUCAAGACGGUAAAGAAGUCAUUUGGCCCCAACUCCUUUACGCUGCGAUCUCGAAAUACAGUACAGCUGUCAGACUUCAUCUCAACGUUGCCAUGCAAGACAUACUUGGUGGACCUAGACCGGCCUUGUUCUUACUCUCCGGGAUGGACGACGAUCAGCGCCUUGAGAGGUUGCUGAACAACCCUCACAAUAGGGUAACUUUAUUUCAAACGUACGACCGAACUCCUGCACACAACGGCGCCUGGGACAACUUUUACUCCCCGGGACACGCGUACACAGGCGUCUCAGUUGCUCCAGUAAAUGGUGUCUGGGGGACUUGGCUGUACAACCCGGUAGGGAUGGCUCGGCUGGUCACGAUUUCCGAACUUCGCCAGUAUAUGCACGCCUUCGCCGUCGAAGGGUAUUAUUCAGCAUCGGGUGCCACUCGUCGUGCCGAGGGGUUGUCAUGCAGUGGAACCGCUGAGGAUGCCGCGUCAUUUAUUGAAGGGGCAGUCAUUGCAGCUGCAGAAGGUGGAGCGGACGGCGCUGGAGUGGCCGCUAUUGCGGCCGGUUUCGAGGGCCUCGUUGAUGGUGCUGCCGCCAUCGCAGCCGCUGCGGCAAUUGCUGCGGCCGCGAAGGCCGCUGCAGAUGGCGGGCUCGAUGGACACGGCGCAGCUGCGGCAGCCGCGGAGGCUGCUGCCUCAUACGGCGCAGUCGUCGAGCCGAGUGACUCGCUCUAUCUCGCGGCGGGUGCACUGCCGACAGAUACCUCCACCGGGGCUGUUGUUGUUGGUGUGCUCCCGACAGACACCACCACGGGGGCUGCUAUCAUUGGCGUUGCGCCUACGGACACUACCGAGGGCACUGUGGCGUCCACUGCCCCGUCGUCGGACACAACGGAUGGUAUUAUGGCUGCCACGACAUCCUUCGAAACAGACACCCCGAUGUCUCCGUCCACUUUCGAUACAUUCGCCACUUCUGAGACGCCUACUCCGUCAAACAGAACAGAGUCUACUACGCCAACCGCGAGCGAAACAUUCAGCGAGACAACAACCUCGAGUACCGAAUCGAGUACACCCACAGACACCGAAUCCAGUACACCCACAGACACCGAGACAGCUACCCCAAGCGCCAAUGAAACGUUUAGCGAGACACCAACCGGGAGAACAGAGUCGAGUACUUCCACAGCCACCGAGACCACUACUCAGCCGGCCAGCGAAGCAUUCAGCCUGAGACACUCCGAGACGCCGUUAGAGACACAGUCCACAUCCACGCCCCAAGGGUCUAUCCAAAGCAACCCACCAUAUCCCACCCCAGCGAUCCCCACCCCCACGACGACGCUGUUUGUGACCGAGUCCAACCCUCCGGACCCGACCCCGGCGACCCCCACACCGGACACCACUGUCGAGGAGGUAACGAGCACCUCGACCGCCCCAAUGGGAGCUUCCACGUCGUCGGGAAUCUGUUACCUUGAAAACUCCAUCAGUGGCAGUCCUCCAUUCCAUGUGCCUUGCCCCGAGGGGUGUAAACCUGGCGAUAUCAUCUCUCUCAAUGGCGGAUGCUAG
Messenger RNA from Apiotrichum porosum, 2049 nucleotides. RefSeq lists its product as uncharacterized. Bases 1 to 2049 code for a protein of 682 amino acids. NCBI's taxonomy places the organism in Eukaryota, Fungi, Basidiomycota, Tremellomycetes, Trichosporonales, Trichosporonaceae. The record is from RefSeq and is a predicted model, not a curated record. The transcript has 4 exons.